This is a messenger RNA of Debaryomyces tyrocola, 363 nucleotides long. The record is from the annotation of a GenBank genome assembly. Lineage: Eukaryota; Fungi; Ascomycota; Pichiomycetes; Serinales; Debaryomycetaceae.
AUGAUGUUAGUUGUUUAUGAAACUCAGACUGGUGGUAUGGUAGUCUCUAUUCUUACAUUUAGACGUGAUUUUGGAUAUUAUUUCGAAGGUGAUUAUGUUUUAGAUAAUAAAUGGCAGUCAGCAAUUUCUGGUGGCCCCAGUGGAUCUGUUGUAAUAGAUAGGUUUGUAGGCUCCUUUAUGGCAGAUUCAAUCGGUAGAAAGCUCACGCUUUUAAUCGCAGUUGGAGCGACAAUUGGAUUUAUCGUUCUUGAGUACGUUUCCACUACGAUUGAGGUAUUCUUUGCUGGAAUGUUCUUAAAUGCACUCUCUCUAGGAAUUAUUGCUGCAGUAUCUACGUCUUUGGUUGCUGAUAUUAUCCCUUGA